This is a messenger RNA of Scophthalmus maximus (turbot), 3242 nucleotides long. Its product is annotated as leucine-rich repeat LGI family member 2-like. NCBI's taxonomy places the organism in Eukaryota, Metazoa, Chordata, Actinopteri, Pleuronectiformes, Scophthalmidae. The transcript has 9 exons. The record is from RefSeq and is a predicted model, not a curated record. Gene Ontology annotation, biological process: inhibitory synapse assembly. Gene Ontology annotation, molecular function: protein binding. The coding region runs from base 237 to 1961 and encodes 574 amino acids.
CUCACUGUUUUUCCAGUGUAUUUCAACCCCAAUUCAACAGAGCAGACUGUACUGGAUAAGUUGCCGAGUCAGCUGAAAGAACAUGUUAUUAAUUGUCUGUGACAGUUAAAAAAGUUCGACAUCAGUCUUGAUAACAUCGGAUGGCUCCAAAGUUUGAAUAGAUAUCCUCCACAUGCAACUACCACUGCGACGCUGCAGCCGUGUCAGCCUGUGUCAGGGCUGUGUCCACCACAGUGAUGCAUUCUGGUGUCGCUCGGGCGGAUCAGACCAGCCGCUGCCCUCGCCGAGCACCGGCCUCAUCACACAUUGUUCUCGGGAGGAACGACAUGACAUCGACCGAGCGGAGGCUGCUGGUGGCGUUUGCGCUGCUGUGCAUCUGCGGAGCGGCCGAAUCCAAAAGGAAUUUUAAAUGUCCUUCAGGAUGCGCCUGCUCCAAGGAGACGAUCGUCUGCGUGGGAGCCGCCCACAUCCCGAGGACCAUACCGAGCGACAUCAACUCAUUGAGCAUAGUCAAUGGAUCUCUUCCCGAAAUUACGGAGGGGAUGUUUUCCCUCAUGCCUUCUCUCCAGCUGCUGCUUUUAAAUGCAAAUUCCUUGACCACAAUCAAAGAUGAUGCUUUCUCCGGUCUUCCACAUCUAGAAUACUUAUUCAUUGAGGGAAACAAGAUCGAAACAAUCACCAAAAAUGCCUUGCGUGGUCUACGAGAUCUGACACAUCUCUCCCUCUCCAAUAACCAGAUGAGGUUUCUGCCAAGAGAGCUUUUUUUUGACUUGGAUUCCUUACUGGAACUGGAUCUACGGGGCAACUCUUUCCAGUGCAGCUGUGAGAACAAGUGGCUGAUGACGUGGCUGAAAAACACCAACGCCACAGUGUCGGAUGUCUUCUGCGCAGGUCCCGGUGACAUGAAGGGCAAGCGGCUCAGCGACCUCCCCAUUCCACCGGGCGAGUGCAUGUCCACAGACUUUGUGCGUCACCAGUCCAUUCCCAUUCAGGCCAUGUCAGCGGACAUCUUCUCCUUCAAAGAGGACAUCUUUGUGGCGAUGGCUGCUCCGAACACCAACAGCUGCGUGGUCAUGGAGUGGGACCACAUUGAAAUGAACUUCAGAAAAUUUGAUAAUAUCACAGGGAAGUCUGUUGUAGGAUGUAAGUCGGUGCUGAUCGACAGCCAUGUCUUGAUAAUUGUCACCCAGCUCUUUGGUGGCUCUCACGUUUACAAGUUCGAUGAACAACAAAACAAGUUCACCAAGUUUCAAACCAUCGAGGUCUUCAACAUCUCAAAGCCAAACGACAUCGAGGUGUUCCAAAUGGACGGUGACUGGUAUUUUGUGAUUGUGGACAGCUCCAAGGCCGGACUGUCGACUUUGUACAAGUGGAGCGACAAACCAGACCGCAACGAAACUGGCUUUUACUCCUACCAGUUUCUCCACGAGUGGUUUCGAGAUACAGAUGCUGAGUUUGUUCAAGUGGACGGGAAGUCCUACCUCAUCUUAGCCAGUCGAUCUCAGCCACCGGUCAUCUACCUGUGGAACAAAAGCUCCCUGAAGUUCAUACUUCACGGCGAAGUCCCGAAUAUCGACGACGUGGUGUCGGUCAAAGCGUUUCGGGAGGAAGGUGAGUUGUACCUGGCCUUGACCUGCUACAUCGGCGACUCCAAAGUCCUCAAAUGGGCAAACAAGCAGUUCACUGAGGUGCAGGCUCUGCCCUCACGAGGGGCCAUGAUCCUCCAGCCCUUCUCCUUCAGAGACAGACACUACCUCGCUCUCGGCAGCGAUUACUCUUUCACACAGAUCUACCUCUGGGAUGUGGAGACCAAAACCUUCCACAAGUUCAAGGACAUUUAUGUGCAGUCGCCUCGGUCGUUCAAUGUUGUGACCAACGACCGGAGGAACUUCAUCUUCUCAUCAAGCUUCAAGGGCAAAUCGAUGGUUUUUGAGCAUAUUCCUGUUGAUUUAAGCUUAUAGUGCCUAAAAUAAUGACUCACGACAUGAGUUGGUCACUCUGAGUCAACAUUAUGUGUAUGCUACAGCCUCCAAGAGCGUCAAAUGGCGUAUUAUCGUCCUUAUGCGGAAGAUGGUAUAAAAUAACAAUAGACUCUUAAUUACUUAACUUAAAUGAAAUGACGGCCUUGUAAUUUUAACAGCAUGAACAUAAUUUUAUGGCACACUAGAUAUUAUCUUAAGAGGUGCUGGCUUUUAUUGCAAUUCUGUCAAGCAAACAAUGGGCGAGGUCAAGGAGAGACCAUGGCCGUUAUAGACUAUAACCUGGUAGUAAAAGAAAACUAUCCAUUAAGUGUUAUCUAUAAUUAAUGCCCAUUUAUACAUGAUUCCUUUAUGGUGCACCUCCUAGCAUUUAGCACUCACUGUUUCCUCAGUGAGUAAAAGAAAGAGUGACAACUCUCACAUAAUGACUUUUCGGUUUGUGGCACUGCAAUGCUCUAUGCAGAAACCAAACAAUGAUUCCCGGGCCGUGGGUUCGGCUCUACCACUGCAAGCAAGACUGUUAACGACUCUUACUCUAAAAUGCUCAGUACUCCGAAAGUGAAGGGAUUUGUUUGGAACCAGCCUUUUAAUUUCUGUAACUGUUAUGACUUGCCUGAUGAUUGCAAUGUGCAUGACACUGAGGUUUUUUCUUCUUUUACAAAAUGUCAUCAGUAUUGGCUAAAUAUCACGAGCUGAAGUCUUAAGUGCACAACAUCUACUAUUGUAUGAACAGAUGGGCCUGAUUACUGGCUAAAUAAAACAUAGUUUACUCCUGAUUUCUAUGCAAAAUGUCUCAUACUAAGUGUUGCUGCAAUCACGAGGUUGCGUGUUGCUGUAUAACCUGAAUGCAAUUGAAGCCACAAAUGUGCAGCUCUCUCUUUUACCGAUCCGUAGAUGUUUUUCAUUUACUGUUCAGAUUUAAUUACAAUCUGUUUGCCUUGGAAUUUAGCAGUCGGAUCGCUGCCUGCUGCAAAAGCUGAAGCUAAAAAUGUGUCGCAGCUUAGAAGUUGUAUGUAAAUCAAUCAAAGCAGUAUUCAAGAGAACGCAAAUGGAAUCAGUGACAGAAGUUGUGUGUGCGUCGUCUUGUGUAAGUGAGUUGAAGUUCACAGAAACAUUGUUGGAGAAAAGAAAGUCUGAUAUCGAGUAGGAAUGUAAAACUAAGGCUGGGAGCUGAAGAAGCUGGGAGCGGAAACAUGCUGAUGAAACAGAUGAGGCAAAUGAUGUACUAUAAAAGCUUGAACCUGAAAUAAAAUGCAUUUAAAC